This is a messenger RNA of Haliotis rufescens (red abalone), 1959 nucleotides long. RefSeq lists its product as uncharacterized. Bases 1 to 1959 code for a protein of 652 amino acids. The transcript is spliced from 10 exons. NCBI's taxonomy places the organism in Eukaryota, Metazoa, Mollusca, Gastropoda, Lepetellida, Haliotidae. The record is from RefSeq and is a predicted model, not a curated record.
AUGGUCAUAUCUGGAGAUGCUAUUGGUAUCCGAAUUACAACCUUUGAAUCCACCCCUCUGGAAACAGUGAGAAUGUCCUUCACCAAGGACAAGACAUUAAAAAGAAAAACAUCAUUCGGGUCACUGCUGAUAAGGGAUGACCUUGUUACAGUGGCAGAUGCCUUCACCCACUGGUCAUACUUUGUGGAAAACCCAAUACAAGAUUGGUCCAAAUUUACAUGGACAGUGCCGACAACUGAACAUGUCAGGGUCGGCAGCUAUGCCACGUUGUCAUGGACUCUCCCGGAACCUGGGACCAGGGAGUUCAGUGUCUGUAAAAGUGAGACAAAGACAUGCCUUCUUCACGUCACAGACCACAAUGAUGUCAGAGCUGCCAGUGACAAGUUCACAUCUAGAGUGAGAUUCAUUGGAAACGUGUCAUCAUCGGGAACUGGUUUGUUUAGAUUCGUGCUCUCUGAUGUAAGUUGGGAAGACGAAGGUCAUUACAAGUGUUACAGAGGUUCACCUGGAUCAGGGGGACCAAUCAUCCCUGACUGUGGACAGAAGCUGGUAGUGCAGGGAUGCGGUGAGCGCUACACAGGCUCCUCUGGUUCUUUCACCUCACCUAACUACCCUGGCAAUUACGGCAACUACCUGUACUGUACCUAUAUCAUUGAUGCAGGAGAGACACUGGUCACUCUCGUGUUUGAAGAUUUCAUUACGGUGGAUGGGUUUGAUGUUGUCAAGGUUUAUGACGCCUCCAACAACCUCCUUGUCCUUCUAAGUGGAGACAGACGGGGCUACAUUGUCCAGUCAGCUGUCUACUACCGGGUUGUGUUUACUACAAAUCAUUGGAAUAGGAAGGGAUUUAAGGCUGUGUGGACAGCUGUUGCAGUAGUAUAUGCUCGCCAAGGAAGUAAUGCAACCUUGUCCUGGAGACUACCCCAGCCUGCUGUCAGGGAGUUUACAGUGAGGCGUUUUUCAUCAGCUAUUCUGUUCCAUGUGACCAACUACAACAAGGUGGACAUCACUCGCACGUACAGGACAAGAGCAGAGUUUACAGGGAACAUUGACUCGUCAGGAUCUGGUGUGUUCAGUUUCCUGCUGUAUGAUGUUGUGUGGAAUUCUGACCGUGGUGUCUACAGAUGUUACAGGGGUUCACCAGGAUCUAGAGGGGAUCAGAUGUCUGACUGUGGACAGGUGCUUGAUGUCAUACGAUGUGGCGGGCGCUACACAGGCUCGUCUGGUUCUAUCUCAUCACCUAACUACCCUGGCAAUUACGGCAACUACCUGAUCUGUUCCUACGUUAUUGAUGCCGGAGAAACAUUGAUCACUCUCGUGUUUGAAGAGUUCAUUACGCAGCCAUGGUACGAUGUUGUCAAGGUCUAUGACGCCUCCAACAACCUCCUUGUCCAUCUAAGUGGAGAUAGAGGGGGCUACAUUGUCCAGUCAGCCGUCUACUACCGUGUUGUGUUUACUACGAAUCAUGGGGAUGUCAGGAGUGGAUUUAAGGCUGUAUGGACAGUGCCCACAACUGAGCAUGUCAGGGUCGGAAGCUAUGCCACGUUGUCAUGGACUCUCCCGGAGCCUGGGACCAGGGAGUUCAGUGUGUGUAACAGUGAGACAAAGACAUGCCUUUUUCACGUCACAAGCCACAAUCAUGUCAGAGCUGCCAGUGACAAGUUCACAUCUAGACUGAGAUUCAUUGGACACGUGUCAUCAUCAGGAACUGGUUUGUUUAGAUUCGUGCUCUCUGAUGUAAGUUGGGAAGACGAAGGUCAUUACAAGUGUUACAGAGGCUCACCAGGAUCAUUGGGACCAAUCAUCCCUGACUGUGGACAGAAGCUUGUAGUGCAGGGUGAUCUCCUGUCCCCAUCCAUUCCUGUUGGAUUCUCUUGGUCUCCUGUCUCCAUCAAGCCAGUUUCGUCUGUCCCUGUUGUGUCGUCUGCUCUCUGUCUCCCGACGGUCAUGUGCUCGUGA